CCAGGCAGCGUCAGGGAGAACAUGACGUACAGGUGGGACUCACCUGGAGGAUAUAAAAAGGCAGCGACAAGGAGCGAGUUUCUCAUAAACGCUGCUCGGAAACAGUCGGUGCCCCGGGAGGAGCGCUCGCAAAGAUGGAUCUGAAGAUUAUGGUGUUUCCCCUUUUGUUUCUGUUGCCAACCUUUGACUGUGUUCAGGUGGCAGCUCCCCGAGGCUGCGGCCCUGACUUACUGUCCAUUUACUUCAACCUGUGUGACCUGGAUGCUGUCUGGGGGAUUGUUUUAGAAGCCAUUGCUGCUGUAGGAAUCGUCAUCACUGUGAUAUUAAUCGUAGUUCUGCUGGGCAUCACGCCAUUCAUUCUGGACAAGAGGAAGAAAGUCUGUGUCCCUAUCCAGUGGCUCUUCCUGCUGGGCACAUUAGGAAUUUUUGGCUUGACCUUUGCUUUCAUUAUCAAACUUGAUGAAAAGACAUGUCUGACCAGGCUCUUCCUCUGGGGAGUCCUGUUUGCCAUCUGCUUCUCCUGCCUGUUGGCACAUGUCUGGAGGCUUCUAAAGUUGGUGCGUACAGGGGAAGGUUCCACAGUUUGUAACAUGAUCAGCCUGGUUCUGAUCCUGACUCUGGUACAGGUCAUCAUCGCCAUUGAGUACCUGGUGCUUACCACUGUCCGGUUCCGUAACCAUUCUUUCUGUGAGAACAAAGACUUUGUCAUGUUACUGAUCUACGUUAUGUUUCUGAUGGCACUGACAUUCAUCCUUUCCAUCUUCACUUUUUGCGGCCAUUAUAAAAAAUGGAAGAAACACGGUGCCCACAUAUUUGUCACAAUGUUCUUCUCCAUAGCUAUCUGGGUGGUGUGGAUCGUUAUGUUUGUCCGUGGAAACACAGCUUUGAACAGGAGCCCCGAGUGGGAUGAUCCCACACUCAGCAUUGCACUGGUUGCCAAUGGCUGGGUCUUCAUCCUGUUCUACAUGCUUCCAGAACUCCGGCACAUCACCUGCCCUGCAAAGUCCGAAGAUGAUCCACAAGACAGUGUUGCUCCGAAUCGGCCAACGGGAGGAAUGAAGGGUCUGGAUAACCAGGUUUUCAUCAUGGAGGAGCCAAGCAGAGUAUUCUCUGGGAAUUUUGAUGAUAACGUUCCUUCUCCUUCGUAUCGUAGUCACUCACCAGUCGGCCACAAUAUGUAUGCUGCACCACAGGAUUUCACAAUCCCACGUCCUCAUACCAGAUCCAGCUACCUGCCCACACCCCUCCUACAAGACCCUUACCUCAACUACCAGAACAGACAGACAACAUUCUAGAACGUUCCAGCCUCCUGUAGAGGCAGCAGACUGGUUUUGUUAUAGAACUUCCCAAGCCACUCGUUCACUACUUCCUGCUGGAUUCCAACAAAAGUCUUCAGUUCCUGGUGAUAUCAACUUCUUAAUACAGAAAAUCUCUCUCUUUUUUAAUCUGAAGUAUUUAGUCAACAACCAAUGCUCAUUCGCUCAUUUCCUGGCUGCUGCGCAUUGGCAGGAAGUGAAUCCUUUGGUUAAAAGCAUGGCUUUCCUCAUGGCUGAAUACUCUGGGAAGAAGCUCCAUUUAUAUAUCCAAUGUGAUAUUUAUCAAAAACCAAAAAAAACUGAUCAAAAUGAAUGUUUUAAUCUACAAUGAAUUUGAUGAUCUAUGCUGAAAUGUGUUUUGCUGCAUUGCACUCAUUCAACUAGAUAUGCUACUGGUGGUGAUAUUCAAGUGUAUGUAUCAGAAACACUGAGAUAGCAUCGCUUUUUUAGUUCCCUAAUUCUUUUCUCUCUCUUGCUUUCUAACAAACCUUCAGUUUCUCUUGGGCUUUAAGUCCAGUCUUCACCAUUUGUUUCCUCCACAAACAACCUCCUGUAACUCCAGACGUGUGGUGAUGGACAACAGUACCUUACUGUCUAAAUCCACACAGCCCAGGUAUUGAUAAACUUGCUGUAUUUAGGAACUUUAUCUUUUUUACUUUGAUUUGUAACUCCUAACUGCUGAGAUAUUUUAAUCUGUGAAUUGUCUGGCACCCUACUGGUGCUGGAUCUAAUUUGCUUGAGUGUUAUCUCCCGUAUGUCUUUGUCUUUGUGUGAUACUGCCUGUGGGUCAGGGAGAAGUGCCCAUUUCUGACUCACCAAAUGCACUGAGAAAAAGAAUAACAAAACUGAACACUUGGUGUGUCUCCAUGUUCAGGAGCUGAAGGCUGCACUGUAACUGAAACUUCAAAUCACAGUAGCACCAUCUCUAAGGACUGGGUCACUGGCUCCACAGCAAUGAAGAUCAGUGCCUUGUGAACCAAACCCAUACUCCCCCCAAGUGAUUCAAGCUGAGGGAUCACAAGUGAAAUUAAAAUUCUUUUAAUAUUAAAGGCCAGAGGUGAUAUUGUAUGACUCAUGCUCCCAGUACCCCUCCACUUGCAAAAUUCAUCGAAUAUCUUUGAGAUGCAACUGUCAAUUCUUUGUAACUUUGAUGUAAAUAUUUAUUUAAAGUGUUAAAUAAAUGACUGACUGUGUGGUUUGGCACAUUAUGUCAAACUAAAGAGAAGCAUUUUUG
Stegostoma tigrinum is the source of this 2550-nucleotide messenger RNA. Its product is annotated as G-protein coupled receptor family C group 5 member B-like. Lineage: Eukaryota; Metazoa; Chordata; Chondrichthyes; Orectolobiformes; Stegostomatidae. The transcript is spliced from 4 exons. Gene Ontology annotation, biological process: G protein-coupled receptor signaling pathway. Gene Ontology annotation, cellular component: extracellular exosome; signaling receptor complex; plasma membrane. The coding region runs from base 135 to 1295 and encodes 386 amino acids. Gene Ontology annotation, molecular function: G protein-coupled receptor activity; protein kinase activator activity. The record is from RefSeq and is a predicted model, not a curated record.